Messenger RNA from Sporothrix schenckii 1099-18, 4137 nucleotides. RefSeq names its product nuclear envelope pore membrane protein. The transcript has a single exon. Gene Ontology annotation, biological process: protein import into nucleus; nuclear pore organization. Gene Ontology annotation, molecular function: structural constituent of nuclear pore. Bases 1 to 4137 code for a protein of 1378 amino acids. The record is from RefSeq and is a predicted model, not a curated record. Gene Ontology annotation, cellular component: nuclear pore transmembrane ring. NCBI's taxonomy places the organism in Eukaryota, Fungi, Ascomycota, Sordariomycetes, Ophiostomatales, Ophiostomataceae.
AUGAGCGCCACGCCUCGAGUGCGCUCCGGCGCGUUCCCCCAGACGCCGACCACCAUCCGCGUCGGCCGUGGCGCGCCACCAACACCUUCACCCAGUCCGCCCGUCGAUGACAUUCCCAAGCGCUCCUCCGCGGCACCCAAACCGCUGUUUGCAUCGGCACGCUCGUCCAAUAUCUCGACACGAGGUUCGACUGCCGCGGCGGGAGCAGCUGCGGCCGCAGAUUCUGCGGCACCAGGGCCUCUCAUCCCGCUGGACGUUAUUGACGCCCCGACGCAGCGUUUCUACGCCGUCGCCCUUUAUGUCCUCUUGAUUGCUUGGAAGUGCUACGACUGGGUGCAGCUGCUCGAGGACAAUGGCGAGUCGUUCUGGCUGUUCCUCAAGUGGAUCGGCCUCGACUUCGUCUUCCUGUUUGGACUGCCCGAGGUGCGCAUUCCGUGGCUCGAGCUGUCUCAACCUGUGACCACUUUCCUCUUCGUCUGCCAUGUCAUAACCGACUAUCUGCUCAUGUUCAACAUUGGCGUUCCCUGGCAUGCGUGGUUCCUCGGCCUGCUCAAGAUCUUUUACGACCGCGAGCUGUCCAUCUCUGAGCACUACGUCAAGGCCUCCAGCAUCUUGCAGAACUCGUCGCUCAUCUCCGGUCGCCAGAUCAUCAACAUAUUGCCCGAGGGCUCGGCCAUUUUGAACCCCAGCGGUCUGCCCUUCUGCAUCGGUGGUCCGGGGGGUGCGGCUGCAGGCAGCAAGACCAACAUUGCGUCUCUGCCGCUGUACUUCAACGCAACUAUCCCGGCCGAGGUCGAGCUUGUGCGCCUGGAUUUUGACACCAACGAGGAGGAAACGCUGCGUCUGACCAAGACGCAGCUCCGCGAGAUUUCCAAGCUCGUCAAACGUCAGGAGGCUUCGGCCGACGGCACGCUGGCUGCUGUUCGCUUUGAUGUGCCGGUCAAAAAGACGGGUGCGUACCGCCUAGGCCGCGUUCUCGACGAGUACAAGCUCGAUGUGCAGCGCCCGAGCCCCUUUUCGUUUGUCGUGUCUUGCCCCAGUGCUCGCGUUGGUGGCGGCGGCGAUCCCCUCUCGAAGCAAUCCUCCUGGACCUCUUCGUCGUCCUCAUCUGGUUCCAUCACACGCUGCCACGGUGAUCUGUCCGACCUGCUGCUCGAGGUGGAUGGCACGCCGCCGCUCAAGAUUGUCUACAGCCGGACCAUCAACGGCAAGGACCACAGCUUCCACUUCCAGAGCCUACAGCCUGAGGGCUUCGUGUCGCCGCUCCUGGGCACUGUCCCUUCACGCUCAUCUGGCUUGUCCUCUUCCGCUCCGUCGGCUCGCUCCCACGAGCCGCUUGACUCGGACGCUGUUGUUGCGGCCAACUUCCCCACUCAGGGGGAUGCAGACAUCUCUUGGGCCCGCUCUCGCCGCGUCUCUGUCGGCCUCAAUGAGACCAUGCACGUCGGCGGUGAGUGGCGCUACUCUAUUGACGAGGUCCACGACGCCUUUGGCAACGUUGCCAAGUACAACGAGCCCGUUGAGGAUCACGAGGUGCGCCCGCGCCCUCCCAAGCAUCUGGUCCAGAGCUUCCAUGUUCGCGAGCGCCCACGUAUCCGGCUCCAAGGCUGCGACCUUCGCCAGCCGCUCAAGGUCGCCCGCGGCAAGUCGACGGCCUUCCCCGUCCGCUACGACAUCCCCGGGGUGCGCCGUCCCGAAGACGGUACCGCCCACACGCUGACGUGGCAGUUCUCGCCCAUCGACACUCUCACAAAGAGUGGCGACCACGGCGACGUUGUGAGCCUGGCGACGUUCAACGCCCGCCAUGCCGACGAGAUGCCCACCAUCUCUACACCCGGUCUCUACACGCUCAAGUCGGUGUCGUCCGGCUCGUGUGAGGGUGAGGUGCAAGAGCCUGCGUCGUGCCUCCUGCUGAACCCGCUCGAGCCUAAGCUGGCGCUGCGCUCCGAGGGCAUACCCGACAGCUGCGGUGGCAACUCAAUCGGUCUUCGUGUCGAUCUUGACCUCGUCGGCACGCCGCCUUUCCUCGUACGUUACGACGUCAGCUCCAAUGGUGUCGUCCGCCAUGAAAAGGUGCAGGUCUCCGGCAUGCGCUACCAGCUCGAGCUGGUGCCCCGUGUCGCAGGCAACCACAAGUACAUCUUCCGCUCCAUUGACGACGCCGUCUACAAGUCCCAACCGCUUUCUGGCUCUGAGAUGACUCUGGAGCAAAACGUUAAACCCGCUGCCCGCGCCUCCAUCGAGCACCCCACGGGCAAGACCAACGCCUGUCUCCAGGAUUCGGUGGGCGUCGCUAUUGCGCUGUCCGGUGAAGCGCCCUUCACACUCGAAUACGUGCUUCUCCACGAAGGCAAGCGCCGCGCCUUCAAGCAGGAGAACAUUGACAAGUACCGCCACCGCAUCGAAACGCCCGCGCUCGUCCAAGGCGGCGAGUACACCCUGGCCCUCACGAGCGUGCACGACCGCAGUGGCUGCCGCACGUUCUUACAGGGCACUGGUGGCGAGCUGAAGAUCACGGUACGUCGCCAACGACCUCGUGCCGCCUUUGGCCUGCUCGAGAACAAGCGCCGCGUGUUUGUUGUUGAGGACGCAGUGGUGCGCCUACCCCUGCGUCUCACGGGCGAGGGGCCCUGGCGGGUCUCGUACCGGAACCUGGGCGUGGCGUUUGAUGAAGCUGGCAAACCCACCCACCCCGGCCCGCUGGUCACCCGCAGCCUCAACUCAGGCAAUGACUUCUUGCAAGUAUCAGAGCGCGGCACGUACGAGAUCAUCGAUGUUGCCGACAACCAGUGCGUUGGUCUGGUCGAUAACACAGCCUCUGUCUUUGAUGUCGACUGGUUCCCGCGGCCGAAACUCUCCUUUGUGCAGACCGAGGCCAUCCAGGAGAAGGGCAACCUGUUUGUUAAACAGGACGUCUGUGAAGGUGACGUUGACGGCUUCGAAAUUGACCUGCGCGGCUCGCCGCCCUACCAUGUGGAAUACGACGUGCGCCACAAUCCUGCCAAGGGCUCGCAAGGGUCACUGAUCCAAAAGCAGCUCGAUGCCGCGCUUGGCCGCGCCUCCAUCCAGAUGGACACUAGCAAGGCUGGUACCUACCGGUAUGAGUUUGCACCCCCGGCCGACACCCUUUAUAACAACAACCGAGUCAGCUCGGGCGGCAAAGGCGUCCCGGCGCUGGUCAUGCAGCAAACAGUCUACGCCAAACCGACGGCUGCUUUUGCCAAGGCCGGCCAGUCGUUCAAGUACUGCAUGACGGAGCAGGACAACGAAGACCGGAUUCCCUUGGUCCUGACGGGCGUGCCCCCUUUCUACGUCGAGAUGGAGAUCAAGCACCAGAGCGGUGUCGUGUCCGAGACCUACCGCGUGCCUUCUAUAAUGACGCACAACUACGGGUUACAGAUCCCGCGCCAGCACUUGCGCCCGGGUACGCAGCAGGUGCGCAUUCGCAAAGUCCGUGAUGCGCGCGGCUGCCAGCAGAAGACGGACGAUGUUCCGGGCGUCAGCGGCAAGAGUGGCUUGAGCGACUCGCUGCCGGCCUCCACGUCGUCUGUGCAAGUGCAGCUCUUUGAGGCACCUGCCAUCUAUGCGCUCGAGUCGCGCACGGACUACUGCGUCGGUGAGCGUAUUAGCUACACGCUGUCGGGCACACCUCCCUUUGAUGUGUGGUAUACAUUUGGCGGUGUUUCACGCAAGGGCGCGUCUGCCACGACCACAUUCCGCCGCGUCGCCGAGGCGCCCGGCGAGUUCACCAUCUCGGGCAUCAGUGACAAGGCGUCAGAGUGCCGUGCAGCAGUCAACCUGACACGCGUCAUCCACCCGCUGCCAUCUGUGCGCGUGUCGCAGGGCCGCACGUCGCGUGUCGACAUCCAUGAGGGCGGUGCCGUGGAGAUGAUCUUUGAGUUUGGCGGCACGCCGCCUUUUGAGUUCACUUACACGCGCAGCACCAACGCGCGCAAGGGCCAGCGCAGCCAAGUGCUCGAGACGCGCCACGACAUCUCGUACGAGAUGACGAAGACGGUGCGCGCGAGCCAGGAGGGCACAUACGAGGUGGUUGCCAUCAAAGACAAGUUCUGCGCCUUUUCGACACAGCGGGGCGCCGAGGGCGCCGAUGGAGGCAGCGGCAACAAGCGGAAUUGA